Ornithorhynchus anatinus (platypus) is the source of this 473-nucleotide messenger RNA. RefSeq names its product histone H2A type 1. Gene Ontology annotation, cellular component: nucleosome. Gene Ontology annotation, molecular function: structural constituent of chromatin; DNA binding; protein heterodimerization activity. Lineage: Eukaryota; Metazoa; Chordata; Mammalia; Monotremata; Ornithorhynchidae. The record is from RefSeq and is a predicted model, not a curated record. The transcript has a single exon. The coding region runs from base 37 to 429 and encodes 130 amino acids.
UCCUGCUGCACCUGUUUGAAACAGCUUCGUGGAAUUAUGUCAGGCCGUGGAAAGCAGGGUGGAAAGGCUCGGGCCAAGGCCAAGUCCCGCUCGUCCCGGGCCGGGCUGCAGUUCCCGGUGGGCCGCGUCCACCGGCUGCUGCGCAAGGGCAACUACGCGGAGCGGGUGGGGGCGGGCGCGCCCGUCUACCUGGCCGCCGUGCUCGAGUACCUGACGGCCGAGAUCCUGGAGCUGGCGGGCAACGCGGCCCGCGACAACAAGAAGACCCGCAUCAUCCCGCGGCACCUGCAGCUGGCCAUCCGCAACGACGAGGAGCUCAACAAGCUGCUGGGCAAGGUCACCAUCGCCCAGGGCGGCGUCCUGCCCAACAUCCAGGCCGUGCUGCUCCCCAAGAAGACCGAGAGCCACCACAAGGCUAAGGGCAAAUAAAAAGUUGAGGAGGAACAGUAGGAUUCCUACGUUUCCACCUAAAU